Messenger RNA from Closterium sp. Naga37s-1, 1158 nucleotides. Lineage: Eukaryota; Viridiplantae; Streptophyta; Zygnematophyceae; Desmidiales; Closteriaceae. The record is from the annotation of a GenBank genome assembly.
AUGGAAGCACCACGAAACCCGUACGCGCCACGGAGCUCUGGCAGGCAGAAUGCGGGCAGGCGCGCAGACGACGGCGACAUGGUAUUCUACGACAACCCGCCCCGUGCAACCGGCGUGGGUAACCCGGGCAGCGCUUCGGCUCAUGUCGGUCACCCGGUUGAUCGCGAACAUCGACACGUUGACGUCACGGAGGGAGACCCUGAGACAGAGGUGGUCGAAGGCGAGAAUGUGCAUUCAGACUCAGGCGAUGCUGCUAACCACGAUGAUGUUGAUGAGGAAUUUGAAGAGGCUAAUGCACAACAGAGGCCUCUCGGUGAUGUGAACCAGGCUGCGCUGAACGUGGUGACCACGACUCCAUGUGCACGUGGCCCGGUCAUCGCUGGCAAUGCUUCGGCUGGCGCGACCGCUGUGCCACGGGCCCCGCCGGUCGACGCGGCGCUGGCGGCGCGACUGGCCGCUCGCGAGCGCGAAGUGCAUGAACUGCGCUCCCAACUGCGCCAGACGGAGGCGAGGCGCACCCCGGGGCCAGCCCGUCCGGCUCCGGCAGCCACAGACGCUCCGCGCCCACGGCGUUCCGCGAAUGUGGCACCUGUGGCAACCGUGAACGCAGCCAACUUGGAGCCUCCACUCGACCCACCGAGGACUCCGUUCGUCGCGCGCGCACUUGCACGGGAGACUGUGGCGACUGUUGGACGCCAUGGUGCACCUACCACGAGCCUUAUAUAUUGGGCGGAUACGCUAGAGAUGGCUCACCGUGGUCUGCCUGGGCUGGACAACGGAUGGAAGGAGGCGGUACGUGACGGCAUCGUGAUUCUGGCGUACGACACUCGCGUGGGCCGAAUGACCUUCUGGCCGCCGCAACAGCUUAUGGAGUCUGUGCUCUGCCGCACACUUAGGCUGAACACGCGCGCCCAAAAGCACAUGCUGCAUCUCGUCAUGAUCAACGACCCGGCACGCUCAGGCUGGUUUGUACGCAAGAUGCAGCUCUAUCGCAACAGCAGAUGGGAGCAGGGGAGGGCGUACAUUUACGUACUGCUAGGCCUGCCGUACGAUCCUCCUACUUUUUUUAGAGUCACGGUUCCGACCCUGCCUCAGGGUCUCACUGUGGCGCCAAUUUCACGUCUGGAGUUCACGACCACGCAUCGGGCUGGUAAGUAG